Anguilla rostrata (American eel) is the source of this 1443-nucleotide messenger RNA. It is a transcript of the gene agmat, whose product is annotated as agmatinase (putative). The record is from RefSeq and is a predicted model, not a curated record. The coding region runs from base 114 to 1244 and encodes 376 amino acids. The transcript is spliced from 7 exons. NCBI's taxonomy places the organism in Eukaryota, Metazoa, Chordata, Actinopteri, Anguilliformes, Anguillidae. Gene Ontology annotation, molecular function: agmatinase activity; metal ion binding.
GCUCCUCCUUCCUACAAUUCGGUUCCGCUGUAGCUGUCAAUUAAAACUGUGCGCUUAUAACUGCGAGUUGCACACUUCUGUAAGCAGUUUUAUUAGACCGAUAAGCACGCACCAUGUUUGCCCUUUUGAAAAAAGUCAGCAAUAGAGGUGUUAGUGUUUUCGAAACUUCGCUGUUGAAGAACAGUAUUUCAGAAAUAUCUUCCUUGACUCGAGCAGCACGUCAAACUUCUGUGUGCGGUGGCGAAAACCUUGCUAAUUCAGCACCAAGCAGAGAUCUCAAAAGAGGAUUCUCGGAGAAAAGGCCUUAUAAUGUUCCUCCAAGUUCCGAAUUUGUUGCCAGGGUUUCUGGAAUUGCUACAAUGGCAAAGUUGCCUUACCAAGAAUCUGCAGAGGGACUUGACGCUGCGUUUGUUGGAGUCCCAAUCGACACGGGUACUUCUAACCGACCUGGGGCAAGGUUUGGUCCACGACACAUCCGGGCAGAGUCGGCCAUGUUGAGGCCGUGCAACGCGGGCACAAGGGCAGCUCCAUACGAGUCCUUGAUGGUGGCGGAUAUCGGCGAUGUAAACGUAAACCUGUACGACCUGAAGGACACCUGCAAACGGAUCCGCGAGGCUUACCGCAAGAUCGUAGCCACAAAGUGCAUCCCGUUAACAAUGGGUGGUGAUCACACCAUAGCAUACCCGAUUCUUCAAGCUGUUGCUGAAAAAUACGGUCCCGUGGGCCUGAUCCAUGUAGACGCCCACGCCGACACCGGUGACGUGGUUUUGGGGGAGAAGAUAACCCACGGGACCCCGUUCCGACGCUGCGUGGAGGAGGGGCUGCUGGACUGUCGGAGGGUGGUCCAAAUCGGCCUGCGUGGGACCGUCUACACCCCGGAUGGCUACCACUGGAGCCGUGAACAGGGCUUCCGUGUCGUGCAGGCGGAGGACUGCUGGCACAAGUCGCUGUCUCCCCUCAUGGCUGAAGUCAGGAAGCAGAUGGGAGAGGGCCCCGUCUAUCUCAGCUUCGACAUCGACGCCUUGGACCCCGGCUUUGCUCCUGGCACCGGCACGCCCGAAAUCGGUGGGCUCACUCCCAUCCAGGGACUGGAGAUAGUCCGUGGCUGUCGAGGCCUGAAUCUCGUUGGCUGUGACCUGGUGGAGGUGUCACCAGCCUAUGACACCACAGGUAAUACUGCUCUGACUGCUGCUAACCUGCUAUAUGAAAUGAUGUGUGCCCUUCCAAAGAUAAAAUGCUACUAAAGUAGUAUGCUAACGAUACGCUCAAGAUUUCAUUGCACAGUCAUACAAAAUCUGAAAAUUCUAAGCUUCCAUAAAUACCCUUACAUUACAAUUUAUCGUAAAACGAAAUUCAUCUUAAAAUGACACAUAUCGGCAAAGCAGUCCAAUGAAGCGACAUGAAUGGGCGACAGAAUUUGAGAUGUAAAAAAUAAUAUGUAAA